AUGACUGACAUCGUGCUAGCUUUGGAGGCUGCUGUGUUUGUCCACUCCAUGCGUUCAGAUAAGCCGACGACCCACAACAAGCGAAGGCUGCACAAGCUCGAUGCGGAUGUGCCCAUACACGAUGUUCGCCCUCCGGAAGGAGUGCCCCACGCCAGACUUGACUCGGUUCAGCUAGAGAUAGCUGUGAGUGGUUUGCCUGAGGUCCAAGCGGCAUCGGCAGAAGAUAGCAGCACUUCAGAGGCUGAAGGCGCGACAGGACCCGAUCCGACUGAAUUUGAGCAUGAAUUAUUGCUUGACGAAUCGAGAAGUAUGCUGGACGACCACGAGCUUCUCAUGGACGGGAUCGAAGGGGGCCAAUCGGAGACUGGCAGCGUCGGCAGAGAUUUCAAAGAUUGCACCGCUCAAGCCCUCACCGACUGGACACUAAUGUGUGUGCACAUCGCUAUUGCCGGGCCUGCCAGUAGAAGAGUCAAGGAUCUGGCCAUCUCCACAGCAAGUCUCCAGCCUCUGGCGUCAAUUGCACCUUCGAUCUGGUCGCCGCGAUAUCUACCGUCGCUGGCAGCUAGAUCAGUCUUCCUUCCGACCAUAUCCCACGCGCUUGCUUCAGUUGUUCGCACCUCGAAAAGCAAGAAGAUCGAGAGAUUGGCUUCCAACGUGGUGGAAGCCGCUUCCUCAAAGGACCGCAUCACAGACCACUCUCACCCACAAUCAGCAACGAGCACAAGAUUUCAAUCGAGCGUCUUUCAUAAGCAGCUCUGGAAGAUGCUUCAGACUCGCAUGUACGACCCGAAAGCAGCGAAGCGCCCGCAGCUGCUUGUGACCCCAACCACAGUUUCGUCGACCGUCUCGAACGACAUGUUAGAGCUUGACGCUGAUGCAGAUGGGCUUUGCGACACUGUCGAUCUCGACCACGACAUGCUAACUCUAGCCUCUGACAAUGAGAAUGAUUACCUAUCCGAGGACGAUAUACUUGGUAUUGAUGACUUCGAAGACUUCACCACGACAGCUUUUGAGGAUGCAAUGGAUUCUGAAGAACUGGAGAUGAGUAGUGGUGAUCAAAGCACACAGACCACAGUCUCGAGCGCUACCACAGAUCUGACAUCUGACGAGGAUCUGCUGUCGGUCUACAGCAGCAUUGACUCGAUGUUGCUGUUAGGCUAUGAUGAGGAGGAAGAGAUGCAGGGCUGUCGGUGGCAGGAUGCGGAGCAGAUGCUGUGCAUCUGA
Molecule: messenger RNA, 1224 nt
Organism: Saxophila tyrrhenica
Lineage: Eukaryota; Fungi; Ascomycota; Dothideomycetes; Mycosphaerellales; Extremaceae
Exons: 2
Coding region: 1-1224 (407 amino acids)
Source: RefSeq, a predicted model, not a curated record